AUGGAGCAAAUCAAUUCGAACAGUAGAAAAAAAAAGCAGCAAUUGGAAGUAUUCAAAUAUUUUGCAAGUGUCCAGAAAAAAGUGGACAAACCUAUUAGCAUCAGUAAUGUUAUCUUAGAUAUGCCGACAAUGAAUUCAGGUAAUAUUAAAGCAGCAAAUGGGAAAGCCAACGCGGACAACCUUACAGGAGAACUAAUUUUGACAUAUGACGAUUUCAUUGAAUUAAUAUCUAGCUCAAAGACUAUAUAUUCAAAGUUCACGGAUCAUUCGUUUAACUUGAAUCAGAUACCCAAGAACGUUUUUGGGUGUAUUUUCUUCGCCAUAGAUGAACAGAACAAGGGAUAUUUAACUCUUAAUGAUUGGUUCUAUUUCAAUAAUUUAUUAGAAUAUGAUAAUUAUCAUCUCAUUAUUCUAUAUGAGUUCUUUAGGAAAUUUGAUGUAGAGAAUUUGAAAGCAAAACAGAAAAAAGAGCUUGGUAGUUCGUCAUUCAACUUAAAGGCUGCAGAUGAUCGAAUCAAAUCAAUUAAUUAUGGUAACAGAUUCCUAAGCUUCGAUGAUCUUCUUUUGAAUCUAGACCAAUUCAAAGAUACUAUCCGUCUGUUGCAUGAAUCUAUUGAUAAUAAUUUCGUUAAGGAUAACAAGUUAUUACUUGAUUGGGAUAGCUUUCGAUUUUUGAAAUUUUACAAAUGUUAUCAUGAAAAUGAAGAGUAUUUGAGUUUAAAUUCUCUAGUCACAAUUUUACAAAACGAUCUUAAGAAUGAAAAAAUAUUUAUAGGCUUUGAUAGGCUGGCACAGAUGGACUCACAAGGGCAUCGUUUAGCUCUAAGCAAAAAUCAACUCAUCUACCUCCUAAGGUUAUUUUACUCUCAUAGGGUAUCUGCGGAUAUAUUUUCCUCCUUGAAUCUAUCAAACACAGAAUUACUAAAAGCAGAUAAUAAUUCUAUUCCAUACAAUGUAUUCAAGGAUGUAUUUUAUUUAUUCCAAAACUUUGACCUUCUCAAUCAAAUAUUUCAUAAAUAUGUCACUGAAAAUAAGUUGACUGAGCAUGAUAUUAGGGAACAGAUAGUUACUAAAAAUGACUUUAUGUCAGUUUUAAACGCCCAGUAUAACAAAGUUAACAAUAUUGUUGAGUUCUCCCCUUCUCAAAUUAACCUGCUCUUUUCCAUUGUUGCAAAUUCAAAGGAAAACAGGAGAUUAAGAAAGAGGAAUAAAGAUCGAGACAAUGAGCUUCUAAAAGAUCAUCAUUAUGAUUCGGAUAUUGAUUUUUUUAUCCAUAAUGAGUAUUUGCAUGGAGUAAGCAAAUCCAGAAAAAACUUGGAAAGUUUCAAUGACUAUUACCAUGAUCUUUCAGAUGGAUUUGAUCAAGACUCCAAUGUUAAAAAAGCCUCAAAGGCAAGUACUGGCUUGUUUGAGUCUGUAUUUGGAGGUCAAAAAGAUAAGGCUACCAUGCGUUCUGACUUAACAAUUGAAGAUUUUAUGAAAAUUCUAAAUCCAAAUUACCUGAAUGACUUAGUCCACCAAAUGGAACUGCAAAAAAACCAAAACGAAUCAUUGUAUAUUAAUUAUUACUUUUAUCCAAUUUUCGAUUCGUUAUACAAUUUUUCAUUGGGUUCUAUUGCGGGUUGUAUUGGUGCAACUGUAGUGUAUCCGAUAGACUUCAUAAAGACAAGAAUGCAAGCCCAAAGAUCGUUAGCACAAUACAAAAAUUCAAUCGAUUGUUUGCUGAAGAUUAUAUCGCGUGAAGGAAUAAAAGGUCUCUACUCUGGCCUCGGACCACAACUAAUUGGAGUUGCUCCUGAAAAGGCGAUAAAAUUAACAGUCAAUGAUUUUAUGAGAAACAGGUUGACUGAUAAAAACGGCAGGCUUAGCCUUUUGCCCGAAAUAAUUUCAGGUGCUUCAGCAGGUGCAUGUCAAGUUAUAUUUACUAAUCCAUUGGAAAUUGUAAAAAUUAGGCUACAAGUUCAAUCCGACUACGUUGGUGAAAACAUACAGCAAGCUAAUGAAACUGCAACUCAAAUCAUUAAAAAAUUAGGACUGAAGGGUCUGUACAAUGGUGUAGCGGCCUGUUUAAUGAGAGACGUUCCAUUCUCUGCUAUCUAUUUCCCCACCUAUGCACAUUUAAAAAAAGAUCUCUUCGAUUUUGAUCCGAAUGAUAAAACAAAGAGGAACCGAUUAAAAACAUGGGAGCUUUUAACUGCCGGUGCUAUUGCUGGUAUGCCCGCUGCCUUCUUGACUACACCUUUCGAUGUUAUAAAAACCAGGCUCCAGAUAGAUCCUCGAAAAGGCGAGACAAAGUACAAUGGUAUAUUCCAUGCUAUCCGCACUAUCUUAAAGGAAGAGAGCUUUAGAAGCUUUUUCAAAGGCGGUGGAGCCCGUGUUCUGAGAAGUUCACCUCAAUUCGGGUUCACUCUAGCGGCUUAUGAAUUAUUCAAGGGCUUUAUUCCCUCCCCCGAUAACAAAAUAAAAAGCAGAGAAGGUAAUAAGAGAUUUUGUAUAGACGAUGACGCAGAUAAUGAAAAAAACGUAGUUCAUAGCAAGGAUGAGUUCCCACAGCAAAAGUUCUAUUCUGAUGAUAGAAAACAUGCUAAUUAUUACUAUAAAAGCUGUCAAAUUGCGAAAACAUUCAUUGAUUUGGAUAAUAACUUUUCUAGGUUUGACUCCUCAGUUUAUAAGAAUUUCCAAGAGCACCUAAGAGGCAUAAGCAAGUAA
Molecule: messenger RNA, 2709 nt
Organism: Saccharomyces paradoxus
Lineage: Eukaryota; Fungi; Ascomycota; Saccharomycetes; Saccharomycetales; Saccharomycetaceae
Gene: AGC1
Product: citrin
Exons: 1
Coding region: 1-2709 (902 amino acids)
Biological process (GO): L-glutamate transmembrane transport; aspartate transmembrane transport; malate-aspartate shuttle
Molecular function (GO): L-glutamate transmembrane transporter activity; L-aspartate transmembrane transporter activity
Source: RefSeq, a predicted model, not a curated record